AGGCUAGGCUCCUCAUAAACCAGCUCCGACAUUAGAGCCAAGCGCUGCACUUCCUCAUAACAGAAGUUUCAGUUUGUGUUUAUGUGGAUAUUGAAGGGCUUGUUGUGUGUUGUAGACUGGCUCUCGUAACAUGUACACGAUGUUUGACGUGUCAGGUGCUGAAUUAAACCAUUGACGGUAUAUACGUAUGUAGUGCAUUUGAAGUAAACGCUUUGCUGCAGAUGUGAGUGAAGGCUGCCGCAGAUCGCUAUACCAUAGGGAAAAAUGUUCACCAAUAAUUUGUAGAUCAGACAAACUGCACAAUUUCUGCGCACACCGUGCUCUGCGUAAUAUCCGGUACAGAAAAGCUGAGCUUGCGUGAGCUAUGGUUGAUACUUCUUUAACAUUAAUACAACUCUUAUAGUAGACGUUUUACUCUACCAAGUGUUCAUGCAAGGAUAUAUCGACUGCCACUGUCAUAUCUCUGCUGGAGAUUUUGACGAUGACAUUGAUGUUGUUAUUGUGCAGGCAAAAAAGGCUGGAGUUCUGGCUCUUCUUGCAGUGGCAGAACAUGCUGGGGAGUUUGAGAAAAUCAUACAGCUGUCACAGAGGUUUCCUGGUUUUGUGAUGUCCUGUCUUGGGGUUCACCCAGUUCAAGGCCAAGACCCAGCACAUCCCCGCGGGGCAUUAUUAGAGGAUCUAGACACUGCCUUACCCUUAAUUGAAAAAUAUAAAGAACACAUUGUGGCUAUUGGUGAGGUUGGCCUUGACUUCACACCCCGGGUAGUUAAUAAUGAUGCAGGGAAAGAAAGCCAGAGACAAGUGCUCAUUCGUCAAGCAGAGAUUGCAAAGCAGCUGAAUCUUCCUCUGAAUGUCCACUCAAGAUCUGCUGGAAGACCAACGAUUCAUCUUUUAAAGGAGCUAGGUGUAGAAAACGCCCUUCUUCAUGCAUUUGAUGGAAAACCCUCAGUUGCAAUGGAGGGUGUCCGUGCAGGGUAUUUUUUUUCAAUACCACCAUCGAUUGUUAGAAGUGAACAGAAGCAGAAACUUGUGAAACAGCUGCCACUGGAGAAUAUGUGUCUGGAGACGGAUUCACCAGCACUUGGACCAGAGAAACAGGUGAGGAACGAACCAAGAAAUAUCACUGUUAGUGCUGAGUACAUUGCUAAAACCAAAGGGAUUCCCUUGGAAAAGGUCAUGGAAGUCACCACACUUAAUGCUCUCCGUCUUUUUCCCAAGUUGAAGACAUUUAUCAAAAUGUGACUGCGGCAAGAAGACAUCUACCAAGAUUUAAACAGUGUAGUGCAGUCUGUAGUUGGUCAGCGACUCUGUUUUGUUGUUUCUGCUCUGUACUCAAGCCAACUGGAUACUAAAUAAAAAAAGACUAUGAAGUUGUGCAGAGUAUGCACCUUAUGCAUGUCCAUACUUGGUGAGCUAUGUAAGAACCCUAACCUUUUUGUUCAAAGUUGAAACUGAUGUAUGGUGAUUCAUCAUUCACUGUUAGAAAUAAAGGUUCUGUGCAGGAACAUUUUCUGUUCAUCAAAGUACAAACAAAGUAAAUGUGUUCUCAAAGAUACAACAGUGGUUUUA
Messenger RNA from Colossoma macropomum (tambaqui), 1569 nucleotides. RefSeq names its product putative deoxyribonuclease TATDN3 (gene tatdn3l). Bases 430 to 1242 code for a protein of 270 amino acids. Lineage: Eukaryota; Metazoa; Chordata; Actinopteri; Characiformes; Serrasalmidae. Gene Ontology annotation, molecular function: hydrolase activity, acting on ester bonds. The transcript has 10 exons. The record is from RefSeq and is a predicted model, not a curated record.